AUGGCGGACAGCGGCUCGGUGCCAGCUACGUCAGCCACAGCGACGACGCCGCUGGUAGCCGAGACGACCGAAAGGCAGGUUUCUGGCAGCGAGCAGCCUGCAGCAGCCACUGUCCCUGCCGGCACAGGCGGCAGCGACACGGCGCCGGCACCGGUGACUGCGUACGGGACAGUUUCCGAGCUCGUCGAGAUCACCAACUGCACCCAGCAGGCUGCGCUGGAGGCCUUGAAAGCCUGCGAAUACGACCUGACGAGGGCCUGCAACAAAAUCUUCGCCGCCAGGGAAGAAGCAUCGCAAGUUCUGAGGCAGCGCGGUGCUCCAGCACAGGCGCCGGUCGCAACCUUCGUCCCAGCGAUGGGCACUGGUGGACUGCCCAACCUUGCCGGCACCGGUGUAACAGCUCCUCUUCUAGCACCGACGACGGCGACGGCCCUAGGCACUACCUAUUCCGUCCAACCCCAGAGGCCCCAGCAUGAAAGCAACCCCGUCGCCGCCUUUGUCCUCGGUUCGGGUGUCGGUUGCCUCUCGGGGAUUGUCGUCGGCCUUUGUGCAACCCUCUUUUGA
Symbiodinium necroappetens is the source of this 564-nucleotide messenger RNA. The record is from the annotation of a GenBank genome assembly. NCBI's taxonomy places the organism in Eukaryota, Dinophyceae, Suessiales, Symbiodiniaceae.